Molecule: messenger RNA, 1382 nt
Organism: Diatraea saccharalis (sugarcane borer)
Lineage: Eukaryota; Metazoa; Arthropoda; Insecta; Lepidoptera; Crambidae
Source: the annotation of a GenBank genome assembly
GUUUAACUCAGUAUUUUGACUAUAAGUUCUAAUCGAAAUAUGGAUUUUUCAGCGGUGUGUCGAACUUGUCUCAGUGCGACAAAUCUCAAUCCAAUAUUUUUAGAUUCUACGAAAUGCAAAAACUAUUCUGAUAUAAUUUUUACAACUACAGGUGUUAAGGUCAACAUUGGUGAUGGUCUGCCACAAAAUAUGUGCACAAGUUGCAUAGUAUUUGUAAACAAUUCUGUUAAAUUCAGAAAUAAAUGUAGAAAUAUUCAGCUAUGUCUAAUAAAUUUAGUGAAUAAGACUUCGAAAGAUAAUAAAACCGACAAAGAUAAUGAUACAACAGAGAUUAAAUCGGAACUCGAUCAUAAACCAGUGAAAUGUUUCAGUGGGGAUAUAGUUGAUGCUACUGUCAUACAUACUAAUGAUAAAUAUGAAGAAAUUGAAAAAGAAAAUGUUAAAGUACUAGGAAAAGAAACAUUUCAAAAUGAUGAGUUACCAUAUAGAGAAGUGUUAGAUGCUAAUGCAAAGAAACAGAGGGUUAUUUGUAAAUUGUGUCAAAAGAACUUAUCGAUACGUAGUAUUGAUGUGCAUAUGGCACGAAGUCAUCCGGGUGCAGACAAUAGAACGAUAAAAUGUGAAUUAUGUGAUCAUAUAGUCUCUAAAAAGAAACUUAAUAGACAUAUGGUUAUGAUGCAUGGAUUAGAGUUUGUUAGAUGCAGUUACUGCAAAUGUGAAUUCGACAGUAAGGAAUCAUUAAUAGAGCAUGUCGAAAGUUGUACUUCAAAAAAGAAGAGGAGAGUGGACGAAUCGGGUCGAACCAUGGUGAAAUGCGAUAUAUGUCACAAAGAAUUGCAAAAGGCAAGUCUCAGAAUGCACAAGCUGAUCAAACACGCCGGACAAAGACCUAUAUGUGAGCAUUGUGGCCAGCGUCUCGGCAACAAAUUUCGCCUCAACGAACAUUAUAGGGCUAAACAUGGCUACCAGAAGUUCAAAUGCACCUUCUGCGACUUCGAAAGCGCUUCAACGAUGGCGAUUAGGAACCACGAGCGUCGGCAUCGUGGCGAAAAACCUUUUGUGUGCGAUGCGUGCGGGGCGAAGUUCCACGCGGCGUAUCUACUGGCACAACACAAACAGUCACAUCGAACAGAUAAACAAUACAAAUGCGACCAGUGUCCGGCCACGUUUAAGGUCAACAACAGCUUACAUAUGCACAAGCUCACCUGUCACUCGAGGGCGUUGUAUAAAUGUGGCGUUUGUACUCAAGCGUACAGCUGCAGACAUUACGCGGUGAAACAUGUGCGUCGCGUACACAAUCAUAGUGGACCAGACCCCCCCGUCGUUUGUGUACCGAUCGACGAAAAGACAUCUAACGAAUAGAUUACUGGAGUAGCGUGCCC